Anopheles nili is the source of this 1713-nucleotide messenger RNA. It is a transcript of the gene Fpgs1, whose product is annotated as folylpolyglutamate synthase, mitochondrial. Gene Ontology annotation, cellular component: cytoplasm; mitochondrion; cytosol. Gene Ontology annotation, biological process: tetrahydrofolylpolyglutamate biosynthetic process. Lineage: Eukaryota; Metazoa; Arthropoda; Insecta; Diptera; Culicidae. The transcript is spliced from 5 exons. Gene Ontology annotation, molecular function: ATP binding; tetrahydrofolylpolyglutamate synthase activity. The coding region runs from base 1 to 1530 and encodes 509 amino acids. The record is from RefSeq and is a predicted model, not a curated record.
AUGUUACCCCAAGCUUCUGGCAUUAGAGAACAACAAUUUUCCACUAUGCGAGAAUCGAACGAGUUAAAGAACCUUGAACAGAAUUACGAGAAUGCCAUUCUAGCAUUAAACCGCCUGCAGUCAAACUUUAGUGUCCUUAAAGAUUCAAUUGCAAAGAAACACCAGAAUGAAAACAAGCAUAUUAGCGAUACAAUAAAGUAUCUUGAACGUGUGGACAUUUCUCUAGAUAUGCUAGACAAAUUACCGGCAAUACACAUAUCAGGAACUAAGGGAAAGGGUUCAACAUGUGCUAUGGUAGAAUCGAUUUUAAGAGCGAGUGGAUAUCGCACUGGUUUCUUCAGUUCACCACAUUUAGUGUCUGUUACAGAACGCAUUCGUUUAAAUGGUAUACCAAUGUCAAAGAACUUAUUUUCCGAACAUUUUUGGAGAAUCUAUAACGCAAUAUCAGCAUCCCGAGACCACAUUAAUGAUGUACCGUCAUAUUUCUGUUUUCUCACUAUAUUGGCGUUUGAUGUGUUCUUACGAGAAAAGGUUGAUGUUUGUGUGAUUGAAGUAGGCAUUGGGGGUCGAUAUGACUGUACGAAUGUCCUACGGAAGACGUCUACAAUAGGUAUAUCGUCGCUAGGAUUGGAACACACCAAAUUGCUAGGAAGCACGCUGGAGGACAUUGCUUGGCAAAAGGCAGGUAUCAUUAAACCAGGAUCGGAGGUUUUUACGGUAAUACAACCAUCGCAGUGCAUAGCAGUUAUCGAAAAAGAGUGCCGCAAAAUGCAGAGCAAAUUACACAUAACACCUUCUCAAUUGGCAGAAUACCAGUGGAAUCCGAAACAUAUGAUAUUGACAAACACUAGCAAAGUUUUUGAGCUUAAUACAUCCCUAGCUAUUCAGAUUGCUACAAACUGGAUACAAAAAACCUGCCCUAAAUUUCAACCGAAACCCGAAACGAUGGUGAUAUCAAAAGAGAUUGCUUACGGAAUUAACAAUUGUUUUUGGCCUGGAAGGUUACAGCAAAUAUCGCAAGAUAGCUCAAAAACCCUGUAUCUCGAUGGGGCUCAUACUGUGGAAAGUAUUGUUAUAUGCGGUGACUGGUUUCGUUCACAGUCCGAUAGUAAACACAAACGUCUGCUAAUUUUUAAUACAACCGGUGAGAGAGAUUCCAGCCAAUUGCUAUCUACACUUUCACGGAUGAUACAAUUUGAUGCAGCAUUCUUUGUUCCAAAUGUGCCAUCUUCCGCUGGAGUGUGGGCUGAUGCCAUAAACCACAAUUUUCCACUUGAGUUACAGUUGCAGCGAUGCAAGCAGAAUUGUGCCAUAUGGGUUGAUACAUUAAAAAAUAUGCAUGCAUACGUGCAUGAUUCAAUCGAAUCUGUAUUUGAACAAAUUGAACGCGAGACUCUACAUGUAGAGGAACCAUGCGAUAUUUUGAUAACCGGUUCUAUUCAUUUAAUAGGCGCAACUUUUACAGCACUGAAAUUGGAAAAGUACGUUUACCCAUCUACUUUACAGAAUCCACAGAACAUACCUAGUUAGCUUCAUACAGUAUAUGCAGAACCUCAAACUUAGAACAUGUGCAGUUGAAUAAGUAAAUCGGCUGUAUAAUUAAGAAGCUUUAUACAAAUUAUAACACAACUUCGACAAUUCCUAGUACACAAAAGAGAUAAAAAAUACAUAUGUUGUGACCUUGUCAUGUUACAUAUAAUUAUAUAGUGUCUA